CUCUCUCGCUCGCGUACGCACGCUGUGUGUGCGCUCGUCCGCUCCGCUCCGGCACAGCUCACAACACUGGCUCUGCGCGCGCGACCAGUCAGUGCAGCCGCGGCGAGCAGCUGACGAGCUACCGUACACACAUACAUUCUGCCGCGUAUCUAUAUCUAUCCGCGCGGAAAGUGUCCUCGUCGUCCUCGUCCUGUGCGCGUAUUGCAAUACACCGGACAGAUAUCCUCCUCACCUGUGUGCAUGUGCGUGCAGUGCGCGAGAUAGAGAGAGAGAGAGAGAGAGAGAGAGAGAGGAUAUUUCUCGCUUUAUACACAGGCCGAGAGGAGCGACGGACGACGGCUCAUUCUUCCUCGGGAGCUUCGAGAGAGCGCGCACUUUUUCAAACCGUCGCGCGCCGCCGCAGGUGUUGCUGCUAUACGUAACAUGCUCGCUCGGACCUGCGAUCGCUGCACCUGAGUUUUACCCCAUAAGCUAGAGAGAGAGAGAGAGAGAGUGGGCAUAACGAGUGCCUAUCAGUCGAGGAGGGAAUAUCGCUGAUAAGCAGUGGACGAAGUGACCGGACCGACGGACGACUCGAAGGAGCGCGAGAUUACAUGCCCCCGAGGAGCGCGGCGACGCGACAGCCGCAGAAUGGAGCUGCAACUAAUCGCUCAGGCUCUACUGCUGCUGCUGCUGUUGUCCUCCUCGUGCGACGCCGUCUCCGAGAGCAUCAAAGGUAGCCGAGAAACGUGCGACGUUGAGGGCGAGGACUUCACCGUCGACAAGAUACCAAAUACAAAGUGCUUCAACUGCAUCUGCAAGAACGGCUUCGUCGAGUGCCUGAAGCAGCAGUGCCCCAGCAUCGAGGGAUGCUACAUGCUGCUCGACCCGAGGAAGGAAGAGUGCUGCCAGAAGUGCAAAGGUUGCGUGAAAAACAACAUCCAUCAUCCGUCAGGGACGGAGUGGACGGAGCCGAGCGAUCCAUGCAGGAUAUACACGUGUAACGCUGGCGUUAUUACGGAAUCGAAGCUCCGAUGCUACACUCCUUGCGCCAAUCCAACGCCCCCGGCGCCUGGACAGUGCUGUCCCACCUGUGCAGGAUGCUACGUUAACGGACAGAAGGUGACGGAGGAGAGGUCUGUCAUGACGACCGAAGAUCCUUGCGUUACCUGUAGGUGCAAUAUCGGUCGACUGACCUGCGCGAAGAAGGCCUGUCCCGUGCUGCACUGCCCCAGCUCGAGAAUCGUACAGGACGCCGGGGAGUGCUGUCCUCGAUGCAAAGGAAGCGGCAGGUACAUGCUGCCACCACGAGGUGCCUGUAUGCUCGGCACGACGCUGCACAGUACGGGCUCGCAGUUCUAUCUGGACGAGUGUACGCGCUGCUCGUGUACCAACUCGGCGAUAAGCUGCGCCAAGGAGACCUGUCCCGUCCUCGAGUGCAACAGCGAGUAUCAGACGAAGCUGCCGGGCCGAUGCUGUCCUCAGUGUCCCGUCGUCGAGGAGAGCAGGGCAUCGUGUACAUACGCCGGCAAAACUUACGGGGAUGGCGAAACUUGGAAGCUAGAUCCCUGCAAGUCGUGCGCAUGCAAGCAGGGCAAGGUGCGCUGUGCGAUGUCCAUGUGCCCGCCCUUAACCACUCCCUGUCCGCCGAACUCGCGUUUGGAACUCCCCGAGGGCCAGUGCUGUCCACGAUGCGUUGAAAGCGAUGGUGUGUGUACUGUCUUCGGCGACCCGCACUAUCGGACGUUCGACGGCAAGUUCUACACGUUCCGGGGCUCGUGCAAGUACCAGCUGGCGAGCGACUGUUCAAACCACACGUUCAGCAUCCGUGUGACCAACGACGCUCGGGCUACGCGACUGUCAGCCUGGACCAAGACCAUAUCCCUGAAGAUCGGCGACCUCAAGGUGAACCUGGGCCAGAGGAUGCGCGUCAAGGUGAACGGACGCAGGGUCGAGGUACCAUUCCGUCUGGCUAACAGGUUGGACAUCAACCGAACGCUGGACAGCAUCUUGGUCAACACUCAGCUGGGCAUCAAGAUCCUCUGGGAUGGCAUCAGCUUCCUGGAGGUGUCGGCGCCGACGUCCUACAGGGGAAAGCUGUGCGGCCUGUGUGGGAACUUCAAUUCCAUACCGAAGGACGACCUGAUGAAUAGGAGAGGCAAGCUGCUGUCGGAUCCUGUGAGCUUUGGUAACUCCUGGGCUGUGGGGGCCAAGAAGGUGUGCUCCAGGACGAAGAAUCACACGUCGAGGCGGGGUUGCAAGUUCAGGAAGGAUCACAGGUUGUGCAACCGGCUGCGCUCCUCCAUCUUCGAGUCCUGCCACCCAAAGGUCAACCCGGCGAUGUAUUACAAGGCCUGUCUUCAGGACAUGUGCGAGUGCCCGAGUGACCACUGCUACUGCGAGUCGUUCAUGGCGUACGCGCACGACUGUCAGCGACUGGGCAUCAACCUACCCCAUUGGCGCAAGUCGACUCGCUGUCGGACGGUCUGGGACACGACGCCAGCGGGUCACGGCUUACCACCGGCCUUCUUCUCGCCGCAGCCGCGCGGCCGCAGGUCCCGCUAACCAAGGCCCCGCAGCGCCGCCCCCGACGCUCGAAUCCAGAGGGCGCUGCAGCAUCAACGACAUCGGACAACGUUAUCAGCGCUGCUGCUGUUGUUGUUGUCUCCAGUCGAAGAGGAGGAAGAGGAGAAAGAAGAUACGUUUUACUCGAUAGUACUGGCACUGCUGCUACUACUCGCUGGAGUGGACCGAACGUCCGGGUGGAGGAGGGAAGAAGUCGAGGGGCAGGAGGGAACGAGAGGCCUGGCUGUUGCCCCUCCGCGAGAAUCUACUAGUCAUCUGCUUUUACUCGAUACGCAUUAAUGAGCACCUUCCAGUAUUUUGGCCGAUGAGCAGGCUCGCGGCAUAGCAUCUAUAAUUACAUCCCAGUGUAACCCAGAAAGAAAGCAGCGCGUCAACGAGUCCGCUGUCCCUUAACGUUAUUUUUUUAUCGCUAUUAUAGUGCCUACAGUGAACGGAAUAUACCGCAAUUGCAUUAUGGCGAUAACGCUCGAAUCGUUACGCGCGCGCGCGCGUCCCAUAUUGCGUUAUACGUUCUUUUUAUACUUUAUAGCUAAUACUUAUGUGUCGUCGUAGAUGAAUUUUUGUUUUCUCUCCCCGCGGCGCGCGUCGUAUUUUGUGUACAUAAUUAUGAUUCGCAGAGUCGCCUAUAUUCAACAGCGUUAUCGCUAUAAGAUUUUGUUCUCCUCAGUUGCGACGUCACUACUCGUCGUGGGCACGCCCGAACUUAACUAGCUGCUAGAGUCAGCCGCUCGCGUGACAAUUAUGUGCGUAAUUAAUGAAAUCUUAAAGUCACUAGCCUAUAGUAAUUUAAAUUAUGAUGUGUAUACUUACAGCUCUGCAAAUGUCGACGAGGAAUUAUUUAUACCAUACGAUGCGUGUAUUUAACUUGUGUUCGAGAAUCCCUCAUCUCUUAUCACUUAAACUAUAUAUAUAUAUAUAUAUACAUAUAUACGUUGUACGCAUAUUGAACAAAGUAUUUUAAUUUCGAUUAUAUAUGUAUGUCAGUAUGAGAUAAUGAUGUAAUCUUAGAAAUUAAUGUGUAUUGUGUAAUGAUAAUAUUUUAUGUAUUUAGCCGAAUUAAAUUAUUCAAGCUCCUGGACGUUAAUUACGCAUUUAAUUGCAAACUUAAAUAGAUGACAAUUCAAACAGCGUAUAUUUUUUUAAAGAAAAGUGCCUAUGCUCGUUUAUCGAUCAAAGUCCUGUGGUACACGCCAAAACAAUGCAAAUAUCUGCGCCUAUAUAUAACUUAUCACUGUGUCGAUAGGAAAUAUUGUACAUUCUCUCAUUCUUCGACUUUACUCUUUUUUAACUCUUAACUAUUUUAGUUGACUUACUUAAGAAAACUAGAGAAAUUGUACAUAGCCGAAGACUAUUCUUUUGUCACUAUGCACAAUAAUUUUUAAUGUGUUUAAGUUACAUGCGAAUUAUACCUAUAUAUUGUAUAUGUGCACACGUGUGUAUCGUUUGUAGUUCAAUUGCGUUUUUGUAAUAUAUACGUAGACGUUUUGUUUUUUCGUCUGUUUUUCAUUCGACGUUAGACUUUUUUCACAAGAAGAAUGAAUCUAUGAUGGAUUCCUACGAAACAGGCUACUGAGCAUUUGUGUAAAAAAGAAGCAAAUAAAAAAAUUAUGAAGCAGA
Molecule: messenger RNA, 4182 nt
Organism: Nasonia vitripennis (jewel wasp)
Lineage: Eukaryota; Metazoa; Arthropoda; Insecta; Hymenoptera; Pteromalidae
Gene: cv-2
Product: BMP-binding endothelial regulator protein
Exons: 11
Coding region: 631-2544 (637 amino acids)
Molecular function (GO): protein binding
Source: RefSeq, a predicted model, not a curated record